Guyanagaster necrorhizus is the source of this 1261-nucleotide messenger RNA. RefSeq names its product MFS general substrate transporter. The transcript is spliced from 14 exons. Gene Ontology annotation, molecular function: transmembrane transporter activity. The record is from RefSeq and is a predicted model, not a curated record. The coding region runs from base 20 to 1216 and encodes 398 amino acids. Gene Ontology annotation, biological process: transmembrane transport. Lineage: Eukaryota; Fungi; Basidiomycota; Agaricomycetes; Agaricales; Physalacriaceae.
CAAAGCCUCUCCGGAUGGAAUGGCAGCUUCUAAGGAAGAAAUUGCGGCAUCACCUGCAAUAAACGCUCACGAAAUCCCCGAUGGCGGAUUGAGGGCAUGGAUGACGGUUAUUGGCGCGUUUCUCGUCGUCUUUGUGUUCUUCAGGCUGCGUCAAUUGCUACGGUAUUACUACGUCCGUGAAUUUUUAAGCGACCACUCGUCUUCAAGGAUUAACUGGAUAGGUAGUGUUCAAAUCUUGGGUUUGGGGUCCUUGGGCAUAUAUUCAGGCUUUGCCAUGGACCGGGAACACUUCCGGUCUGUCAUGCUGGCGAGUUCGACCUUGCUCGUGUUUUCUCUCUUCAUGACGUCCCUCACUGAAGAGCAGAAAUUCUGGCAGAUCUUUCUUGCGCAAGGCAUUGGGAUAGGCAUAGCCGUCGGCAUCGUCUAUGUUCCCGUGCUUGGCGUCGUUUCACAUCAUUUCAAGAGAUGUCGGUCCCUUGUCAUAGGCAUUGUUGAAUCUGGAUCUCCGUUGGCGGUCUCGUCCACCCGUGCGUUCUUUAAUCUCGGGUUGUUGAUACUGGCAAACGUACCGAUGACGACCCGUCUGCCACCACGCCUUGGAGGCACAAGCUUUGCUGAGCAGCUGGCUUACUGGAAACGCUUCUUCACUGGCAAAGCAUAUCUGGUGGCCAUUGCGGGAAACUUUAUUCUGUUCUUAGGAGUCUAUUUCCCUACUUUUUACCUCCAGCUGAACGCCACUGAACAUGGCGUAAACGAAAAUCUAGCUUUCCAUACGAUCGCGGUCUUGAAUGGCGCAGGGGCAUUUGGACGGGUCAUGCCAACAAUUGUUGUAGAUCGUAUCGGCGUUUUCAACUCGAUUGUCCCAUGUGCCAUUGCAUGUGGGGUGCUUGUUUUUGUUUGGGUCGCCAUUACAAGUCCAGCUUCGGUAAUGGUUUUUGCCGUCCUCUAUGGGUUCUUCUCUGGUGCAGUGAUUUCUCUCCUUGGCCCGAUGAUUACAUACCUAACAAAAAAUGUCUCCGAAGUUGGAGCACGACUCGGGGUGUAUAUUGGUAUUGCAGCUGUCGGAGGCAUGAUUGGACCUCCCAUUAGCGGUGCCCUAAUCACUAGUACAUAUAACGGGCAGACAGUGGCUACGGCCUGUGAUAUUCAGUGGAAUAUGUUGCGUCGUCAGCGGUUUGACUCUCGUGCUCGCUCAAGUCCUUCCACCACGGAGUAGAAAUUGAUGGUGGCGUCUAGAAUUAAAAUUUGAUGUCCUCAUAAU